AUGUCUAAUUGGAGGGAGCUUGGAGUGAUACCAGAUUCCGAAGAUGAAGGUGAUUACUUUGUCGAUGAUGAAUUACCUCUAUCACACACGCAAACACCAGUCAUAACCUCCGUUUCCAAAGCCCAAUACGCAGAAAGUAUUUGGGAUGUCCCUGAAUCUGACGAUGAUGGCCAAGCCGACACCCCCAUUCCGGAGGCCCCUCCAUUAUCGCCGAGGCCAAGUUUACGAGAAAGGCCCGAGCCUGAGACUACAACCAUCCCGUUUACCUUAGCCGAAGACAUCUCUCAGAACCAGGUACAACCAUUCCCUCUGAACAAUCCAGAGACAAGCUCUCCCUUUCUCGUACCUACAUUUAACGAGGUAGCUUCUCACAGCAGCCAAAACGCCGAGGACAUCAGCAGCUCCGGAGUCGCAGAUGCAACUUCGUCUGGGAAUAACGACUUGGCCUCAACGCUUUCGACAUCCCAUCAAAGACCGGCGAUACCUGGAGGUGAUGGUAUUCACCACUAUGCUACGGACUGGGAAGGGACAGUGGCCGCGGCUGGUCACAGACGAUCCUUGCGGCCUCGAACACUGAUCCAAGAACAUCCAUAUGCCAUUGAUCUUGCGCGCCAUAGCAAUGAUUUCAGGCAGCAUGGACUUAUACCAGUGAAGAUGGUAGUUGGUACGGAAAAGGGCCUGCUACCAAGAGCAUCACAGGAUGGAGAUUUUAACCUGGACAGCCAAAAUGAUGAUCUGCCGCCAGCAUCCAACAACACAGAGGCUAGCAGCUUCACUGCCUCCAUGCGAGAGCGUCAUACGCCAGAUGUUAAUCCACCUUGGUCGAAUGCUCCCCAACAUGAUGGCCGAGCUGCCAGCAACAGUUCAGCUAGCUCGCCGACGAAUGUAGUCGAUGAUGAUGCCUUCGACCAAGACUUACCAGACUUGAGUCAGCUCCUGAAACGGAAUUUGCAGACCGGGAAGACGAACAAGAGGAUGCGACAAGCGUCUCAAAUCCAGCCCUUGGCCCAGAGAAUCAAAAGGCGAGGCAUUAUCUAUAGUGAUUCGCCGGAACCCAACUCUGCCGUUGGUCGAAUAUCAAGGUCUCCCAGCCCUUCUGUAGAAUGGCCAGAUUCAAAUGCUCAGCAGACUGUACCUGUAUCAUCUCAAGAGCUCGGCAGUCAAAAUAGAUAUGGCCAACAAAGGAAACGAGAAACGUCAGAGACUACUAGUGAAGCCGAGGGUGAUGUACACCAAGCAGUCACUGAAUUCAGGCGUCGUAUUCGGGGUGUCCUUCCUGCUUCCUGGCUUCGACUAGAUCAGCAAACGAGUAAAAAGAGCUCUCACCACGUUGUCAAGAAGAAUCUACAACAUCGGUUUCCCAAUCAACAACAGCGGGGAAUAGCUAUUACCAAGAAAGUAGCUCCUGAUUCCACUGCUUUGAACGAUGUUCCGAUGGAACUUGGUGAAGAGAGCCCAGUCCGGUAUACGGCAGAUGAUUUAUCUGAGCAUCAAUCUAGGAUAUCAUUCUCGCAUUCUCCAGAGCAAGAGAAUGAUGGAGCCGACGAGCACUCGGCUCUGGAAGAAGACCGUAUAGCCCCCAUGGUCAUUGGUAGCAAGCGUCAGCUCCAACUUCCCAGGAAUUUAAAAAGAAACAGGAAACGAGCCAAGGUGUCAAGCGGACCCCGGACUCAAUUUGCGCGGUCUCGUCCAAGACAGCAGGCUAUUACGGGAUUUUUUCAUUCUGAAAAGGACGAAUUGACUGGGUCAAUGACCGUCGAUCAUUUCUCGGAUGACUCUUUGUCUAUCCUUGAUACGAUAGAGCCGGAUGCUCCUAGAUUCAUACGCAUUGCUGCACGCUCUGCUAAACAAACUAUGAAUCUAGGACGUAGUAGCGUACAGCGGAAAACAAUCAGAUUGGCUACCAGGCAAGACCAGAUAGAUGCUAUGUCUGUUAUGGAGAAGUGGAAGUCAGGGUUGAUUGCACAGCGGCCUUCGGUAUCGGCAGCAAGCAAGUCCAAUCGAAGACGACGUCAGAGGACAAAUAUAGAUCAACACCUUUCAAAGGGGAAGUCAGCUUCCAGGAACACAUUCGGUAUAUUCAGAGGCAUUUCCCGCAAAUUUAUCAAGUAUCACGGUGAUAGUGGCACUAUUGGCUACCGACGAAACCAAUCACAUAACAGCACCAACAAAACCUCCAUAUCUACAUUAAGCGACAACACCCAUCUGCCUUCGCCUGCCUCAAGGGAAGCUCAGCUAGAAGUCGAUGAGAGAACUGGGGAAGCCAUCGUUUCGUUUCGCUCAAGGAAGAGGGCUCUAGAUCGUAUUUUUAACAAGCAAACGCCAAAAAAAUUUGCCUGGCAUCUAGCCGAAACUAAUAACACCUUGGCUCCUAGAUAUGGUGCCGCGGAAUCCAACAUCACAGAAUACACGCCGCCGCGUAUAUUCCAGGAACAAGAGCAAAAAGCAAGGCAGAUAAGGCCUCGAAAGAGGACCAGGCCUCGUCGAAUCGAUGUCACAGCACCUCAAUAUACCCAUGCUGCUGAUCCCCUGCCAGUGGAUGCUCCUAUUUUAAUUAAUGAUGUUCCAUCUGAAAAGAGCAAGCUCUAUGGCCUAGGUCCCUAUGGUACCCGAUACACCCAUCAUUUCGAGAUAUUUCCUCUCAUUCCUGAAGUCCAGCUUCACAAAUCAACAGUACUUGGCAAUGGCACUUUAAAGGCCUUCCUGAUCGAAGACUCACGCAUAAGAUUAUCCGACCUUCAUAGACAAAUCUCGGUUAGACUCAAUGACCAAAUUUUUAUUUGGAGCUCCUGGAAUCCUAAAGUGUCAUCCGAACUUGGAAUUCUAUUUGACUUAAUCGCUGAGCUACUGGAAGAUGGUCAGGAGAGGGGCCUCCGCGACGGCCGUCACGUUAUUGAUGCCGUCCAUUCUACUUUGGAAUACAUAGGAGGUAUCCUCGAUCCAGUGGCAUUGGAAUCUCAAAUUCCCCCUCUUAUACCGCGACUACAAGAAGUUUUUCGGGGUUUCAUCGAUCGAGUCAGUAUCGGGCUUGGGCAGGCUUCAUUUAACCAUGCUGCAAAUCGUCAACUUCUUCUGAAAAUACUGGAUAGGGUGUUUCUAAUGUCCUCUAUGAUGGUAAAACAUUGUCAAACCACAGCACAGCUCAUGGAUGAGCUUCCUGCUGCAGAACGGACGAUGUUAUUACUGGCAAAGUUGAUGAUUUCGGUCCUUCUCCGCUGCGGUACCAAUCAAAUCAAGCAAAUUUACAAAGAAUUCAGUCAACUCCAUUGCAGUGGCCGCAUGUUAGGGGAAAGUGCCGUCGAAAUGCAUUCAUGGAUUACGCUGAUCAAAUCUUUUGAGCAUGUAGGCUCACGACAAGUUUCUUUCUGGAAUGUAUUAGAAACAGCUGUCUUAAAGCCAGAAGUUCUCUCCAGCACAGACGCUCGUGAAUUUGAAAAUGUCUGGGAGAUAAUCUUCACCCUCCUCCCGCUCUUCGAGUUUGACGACACUGGGAAAGUAGUGGCUGAGAAACAACACAAGACGGGAAACGAGGGGUGGUCAAUGCCUCAAAAGCUUAUCCGUCGCGUCUUCCAGCUGUACCAGGAGAAUGAUCAGCAGGCUGCGAGCUUCAAUAGCUACUGCCGGGCUCUUAUUUCGCGAUGCCACUACCUAGUUCAACAAUGGGGUUGGCUUCGUAGCACGUCGGUUAUUGGAGUUAUCUUUGACUUCUUUGGGUCACGGAGGCUUGCGCAUCUCAGGAAUGAAGAAGUCUAUAGGUCACCGCAGUUCCUGGAGACUCUAGCCGAUAGACCAGUUCUUGAGGUUGAGGAGGACGACUACUGCUUUCAUAUAUUUCUGAAACUGCUUGCCAUAAGCAUUAAAAAGCUUGAAAAAUUUGGCUCAGAGAAGGACAUACGCAAUCUGAUAACUCGAACAAUACCAAAUCAUAGUCGAUUAUAUCUCAAGGAACAUAACAUUCAUGAGCGAGACUUGGCUGCUUUGAGAAAUCACCAUGAUCUCAUUGCUACUCUGUUCUGGGCGGCACCACCCGAUACCAGGCCUUCAGUGGCUCUCAUUGAAGGACUUAUUACUCCUGCUAGUUCUCAUAAAGAGGCAUGCUUAAUCAACAUUCGAUCAUGGGCUCAACUUUCGCGAUUUGUCGUUUCUUCUGGUGAGACAAAGGCGUCAUUUAGCCCUUUCAACCAAUGGAGAAAUACUUUCUUCCAGCAGAUGUUGGUGCAAUUCGGUGGUAUUGAAAAUGAUAUCAAUCAACAGUAUCUAACCUUAUCCAAGGAUAAGAGUACUUUUAUCACUCAGAAUGCUGUUGAGACCGCAAUAUCCAAGAACAAGGCAGCUGUGAUGGACGUUCUUCAUCUAUCAUUGACAGCAUCAUUGGAUGUGUUAAAAUACGCUCCAGAUUUAGAGGCGGCAACAUACUGCUUAAACACUCUUCAUCUAAAGCAGCUUUUCAAAUACUUCACAGCGCCGUCUUCCGAAUUAGACUGGUCUAUACUACGUGUAGCCUUGACGAUUUUAGACGUAUUUUUAUCCGCUGUCGAAAAGUUCAAAGAGAGCCAGCAGAGUCUGCAGAAGCAAGACAUUUCUUGCACUUAUUUCUCAAUGGCUAAAUGCGUCUUAUCACUUCCGACAGAAACGCUCAGCCUCACGAGGGCAGCUACAGCUGAUAUGACUUGGUGUAUCAGACAGAUCAUCGUAUUAUCGGCAAGAAUGGGCAUAGGCUUCAUUAAUGGCGGCUUUUUGACAAUAUCUGACCUGUUCAAGCCUGGCAAAUGGUGCCUGUUCCCGGACCAAUUACACACAAUGGAUCCCCCACAUAGGCAGCAUUGUAUGAUGUUCAUAUCAUCGCUCUUGGAGCACAGAUUCGAUGACUUUUCUGGCGUUGACUUCAACAUAUUUGAGGUAUGGGCUCUAGCAUUGGUCACGCCCCUCAAAUAUUUGAAGUGCGAAGGUCUCUUCGGCAUACAACACUACUGCCAUGCUGAAGGCUUCGCUCCUCCCAAGAUGGCCGAGUCGAGAGCUCAACCGAGUUAUAAAUCAAAUCUACUCUUAUUUGAGUUUGCCGUUACAUCGAUGCGCAAAAACAUUCGCCGCGCAGAUUCCAGACUUAGGCGCGCUUCUGAUCUAGAAUACUCCAAAACACUCAAACAUGUGAUGAAACAGAUGCGCAAUGACUUGAGCUUGGUGUACGGAGACACUUCACAACAUCAGCGGUUUGUUACCUUCGUCCAGCACAUUGUAUCAUCGAUCAAGGCGCACGGGUCAGAUAUUUGCACGAUUGACAACUUCUUUCUCCAGGUCAGCGCGGUAUACUCUCCGCCUAUUCAAGACGUCCAACUUCAGAUUGCAGGUAUGCUCUCGUAUGGCAUUCGCAUAGAAGAAGGGGAUUCUAGGGCAACUCACGAAUUGUUUUUUCUCAUGUUCAACAAUUUCAAACACGCCCUAGUAAAUGGAAAUCUUACCCGUGAUGUCCGUAUGCUUCGGAGAGGCAUGAAGCAUCAGAGCAUACUGGCUUUUGUGCUGGGAAAGAUGCUGCCCGCCAUCCUCAGAGUCUCAUUCAUGGAUAGCUCAUCCUUUGCCCUGCUGGAUGUAUAUGCUGAAGCUCUGCACUUACUACUAAGUGGGCGUAUAUUGUCACGGCAGCUUGAUAACAACGAUCUCCCCCAUGUGGUCGUUACCAUGCGAGCUAUUGUGGAAGGCAUGAGAGUCAUGCGCCGCGGGCAGAGAGUCCUGAAGAUAGAUGCCUUCUUGAAUUAG
This is a messenger RNA of Trichoderma breve, 5754 nucleotides long. Its product is annotated as mus7/MMS22 family domain-containing protein. The coding region runs from base 1 to 5754 and encodes 1917 amino acids. The transcript has 5 exons. Gene Ontology annotation, cellular component: Cul8-RING ubiquitin ligase complex; nucleus. Gene Ontology annotation, biological process: replication fork processing; double-strand break repair via homologous recombination. Lineage: Eukaryota; Fungi; Ascomycota; Sordariomycetes; Hypocreales; Hypocreaceae. The record is from RefSeq and is a predicted model, not a curated record.